Erigeron canadensis is the source of this 1696-nucleotide messenger RNA. RefSeq lists its product as uncharacterized. The transcript is spliced from 2 exons. The record is from RefSeq and is a predicted model, not a curated record. Lineage: Eukaryota; Viridiplantae; Streptophyta; Magnoliopsida; Asterales; Asteraceae. Bases 381 to 1568 code for a protein of 395 amino acids.
CGAAAUGGAUUAUUCAUCUGAUGACGAGCCCAUAGUUUUUCAAAGGAGUUCGAAUUGUGAUAAAAAGAUGAGACCAUCAAGAGGUGGAAAAAAGCGCCCACGGAAUACGCGAGCUUCUUUCGAUUUCUUUCCUGGAUUAACAUUGUCCGAGCAUUCUUUCAAACAACGAAAGGGCUUGUUCAUUAAGAAACUCAUGGAUAUCAAUAAUUGCAAGUCAUUGCAUCCAACAGAAUUUGAAGGUUAUACGAUCAAAGAAUGUUUUCAGAGGAUGGGAUGGGAAAAUUUGCUUAGUUUCAGCUGUGAAAAGAUUUAUACACGUGUUGUCGGACAGUGGAUGGCAUUGCUCUCAAGAACUGGGGAUGAAUUGACUGGCAUUGUUGAUGGUAAGUCCUAUACUAUCACUCCCAGAAUUAUCCAGGAUAUUCUUGGAGUUGACACUCGCACAGAUUUGCCAUACACGUGUUUCAAGGAUGUGGAUUUCAAGGCUGCCUCUGCAGAAAACAAAAUUAGAUGGACUAAAGGCUGCAAGACUGUCUUCGGGAGAGGAAAAUGAAGACAUCAAGGCAAAAGAGGGGUAUGAGAUAUCAAUGAUGACACCACUAGCGAAAAUUUUGUGGCGAAUAGCUAAGUCAACGUUUAUCUCUCGUGAUUUUCUUCUCACGUCAAUCUAUCCUCGUGAGAUCCAUCUUCUCCACGCUUUAUUAACAGGAGAUUACUUGUAUAGUUUUGCACAUUUGAUGAUCGAUGACAUAUGGGAUAUGUAUGAGCAGCAAGAUCGACGCUACAUUCCCUAUGGAAACUACAUAUCGGAAAUACUCUGUCGAUUGGGAGCCGUAUUUGAAGAUGAAAACGUGAAGGUUGUCCCCUCAAUAGACUCUGUGAUGUCAGUGGGAUCAUUUGGCAUGCUCGAAUUUUCAGAAUCCCCAACUGAACACAUAAUAUAUGAUAGAGGGAUGGAGGAAAGGAUUACCUUUCCAAACCAAGGUACAAGAGAAGCACCACCUCAGCCCCAGCCUACAAAUCUAUUCUCACAAACAUACCAGGACAUGCCACCUCAGACCCCCGUCCCUAGUCCAAACGUGGAAAUGACAAACUUGUUUACCAAAUUUCAAAACUUAAUGGACAAGCAAUCAUCAAUAUUUCAAAAACAAUAUGACGAAUUGAAGACGAUGGUUAGCAACAUACAAAAGCAGAUGGAACACCAAGCGUCAGAGGCAGAACGCCGUGAACAAGAAAAAGAAAAGCUAGCUGAAGAAACAGAAAAGCUUGCAAAGGAAAGAGAAAAACAUGCACAGAUCCGAGCUCAUGCAAUAAUCUGGGACGUUGAGAGGCAGCGUUACUUUUACGAGAUGGAGCAGGAGCAGCUACGAAUGGCUUGGAACCAACUUAAUGGAGCCAAUUCAGUUGAUGAAUAUCAGUUUCCACAGAUUUCUCGCGCUUCAUUACAUCCACCACAGGAAGGGUCUCCAUAUUAUGACCCAACCCAAGGUGAUGAAAUCCCGAAGGCAUUUCAGCCUCUGUACGAGGACAUCUAUGGCCCGAAACGUAAGAAGCUUUCUUCCCCAUAGGCUUUUUGCUCUGAAAAUGUUGAUCUGAUCACAUGGUAAGUUUUGUAGGCCUUUUAGGAUAUGUUAUGUACUUAUUUAACUGGAUGGUUUCAGCCAAAUAGAUGUUUGCAAGUUGUGAACAGUAUUUA